AUGGGACUCAACUUCAUACAGUGCAACCUCAACCAUUGCCGCGUGGCACAAGACCUCGUCGCGCAAUUCAUGGUUGAACAAAGAAUCGACGUCGCCUUGCUCAGCGACCCCUACAACGCGGCUCCCGCAUCCAGCGCCUGGCACGCGAGCGCCGGACAACGGAAGGCGGCCAUCUACGUGGCGAACACGAAAGUAACGGUGGCCAACGUCAUCAGCGACCCCGAGUUCGUCUCAGCUCGGCUUAACGGCGUCCAGGUGUACAGCUGCUACGCGUCGCCCAACAGACCAAUAGAAGAUUUUCAGGACCUGCUCCGCCGUCUCGAAGACAGCAUCAGGGCCGUCCAACAGGAGUUCCCCGUCCUCAUCACCGGGGAUCUCAACGCGAGAUCCGCUGCGUGGGGCGACUGGGUCGACAACAGGAGAGGUGAAGAACUGGAGCUGUUGAUUGAGUCCCUGGGUCUGGUCAUCGCAAACUCGGGCUCGACUCCAACCUUCUCUAGAGGCGCCGGAUCCAUCGUCGACGUCACCCUGUCCUGCGACUCCUUGGCACCUCGCAUCGCAGACUGGAGAGUACUGGAGUCGGUGUUCAACAACAGCGACCACCAUUACAUCAGGUUCACCCUGAAUUCAGGACGCGACCGAGACAGAGCCGCUCCUGCGACAACUGUCGCCCCACGCGCCUGGAACACCGCGGGCGGUGUAGCCAAUGACACCUUCCUCGCCGGACUGAUACAGGCCGAGUGGCUCGAGCAAGACGGCCUCCAAGACUGGCAAGACGCUGAGCGCGGGGCCUCCGCACUUCGGUCGAGGGUCACAGCCGCCUGCGACUUUGCUUUUCCUGCCCGUCGGACACCCAAUCAGAGGAAGCCUCCCGCCCACUGGUGGAACGCGGAUAUCGAGGCUCUCCGAGCCGACUGCACCAGGGCCAAACGCCAGAUGACGAGGAUGACCGCCCGGGUGUCUAGACUACGACGCCGCCAGACCCACGAGUUCGACGAAGAACGGGCAGAAGCAGAGCUCGCCUUGACCAACGGAGCAUACCGUGAAGCCAAGAAGCAGCUGAAGAUCGCCAUACUCCGUAGCAAGAAGACGUGCUGGAAAGAACUAAUUUCUUCGGUGGAUGCCGAUCCGUUCGGCAAGCCGUACAAACUGGUGAUGCGCAAGCUGAGAGGUCCUAACCUAACCUAA
Molecule: messenger RNA, 1188 nt
Organism: Myzus persicae (green peach aphid)
Lineage: Eukaryota; Metazoa; Arthropoda; Insecta; Hemiptera; Aphididae
Exons: 1
Coding region: 1-1188 (395 amino acids)
Molecular function (GO): catalytic activity
Source: RefSeq, a predicted model, not a curated record